UAAUUCCGUCAGUCUUCAAUCUACAGUUAGUGUAAAAAGGUGCAAAUUUUGAGUGUUUCUCGGCAAACAUGAAGCGUGCUUUGUGGUUUAGUUUCCUGGUCCUCUUAUCAUUGAUGAACGUGGGCAACUCAGCCAAGAUUCUUGGUUUGUUCGUAACGUACAGUAAAUCACAUCUUAUUAUUCAUAAAUCUGUAAUGGAACCCUUGAUUGAGCGAGGACAUGAUGUGACAAUCGUAACGACAUUACCUUUGGAGGAUUCGGGUAAACGUUAUCGCCACAUACAAUUAGAUGUUCCACCAGCACCAAAAGAAUUUAUGUCAGGAAUUGUAGAAACGUCGCAAAGCCUCUUUGGUUUGCUUCUGAAUACAAAGAAAGUAACAGACUUCUCGUUAGAAUAUAGUAAUUUAGCACUGCAUGAUCCGAAAAUGAAGCGUCUUAUGGAAGAGGAGAGUUUCGAUUUAGUUGUGUUUGGCGUUUUCUUUAAUAUGUUUCAAAUUGGCGUCGCUGCUCAUUUCAAAUGCCCAAUUGUUAUGAGUUUUAUGCAACGGCCUAUGAGGCUAGUUAACACUAUCGUUGGCAACCCUUUGGAGGUAACGUAUGUUCCUGAAGUUUUCGUUGGAAAUGUGCAACCACUCGGCUUCUUCGACCGAGUUAAAAACUUUUUGAUGGUGUUGGCGAUGGAUAUUAGUUUCCUGCCGUAUGUAGAUUACAAAACAGAACAUCUUUACAAUUAUAACUUUCCGUCGGAAAAAUAUCCCACUUAUAGUGAAAUGCUGAAAAAUAUUUCCCUGGUAUUAACCUGCAGUCAUUUAUCGGAAGGCGUUAUCAGACCAAAUGUCCCAGCUAUUGUUGAAGUUGGAGGCAUUCAAGUCAAAUCGAAACCAGAUCCCUUACCAAAGGACCUUGAGAAAUUUUUGGAUGGCGCUUCUAAGGAGGGGGCAGUCUAUUUCAGCCUGGGUUCAAACGCUCGCAGUGCUGAUAUGAAUUCUGAAACAAUAAAAAUCCUCUACAAUGUCCUUUCUAAAUUAAAACAACGAGUUAUCUGGAAAUGGGAAGAAAACGAAAGACCAGGCAACGCGUCCAACAUCCUAUUUAAAAAGUGGCUUCCUCAAGAUGACAUUCUAGCCCACCCUAAUAUUAAACUUUUCAUUACUCAUGGAGGACAUGGAAGCGUAGUUGAAUCCAAGUACCACGGAGUGCCGAUGGUUGGAAUCCCACUUUUUGCUGAUCAAUUUGCAAACAUCGAUGCCGUGCAGAAGGCUGGACAUGGCCUAAGUUUAGGAAAAGAGAAGAUUACUGCCGAGAGGUUCAAGUCCAUUGUUGAAGAAGUCCUCAGUAAUCCAACAUACAGAAACAAAGUUCAAGAAUUUUCUCGAAUUUACAAAGAUAGGCCUAUGAGCCCCAGAGAUACAGCUGCAUAUUGGAUAGAAUAUGUUAUUCGACAUAGAGGUGCAAAACAUAUACAAAGCCCAGCUGUGUAUAUGAACCUCAUACAACUGUAUGGGUUAGAUGUACUUGCAUUUUUACUUGCAAUUCUUUAUGUUGUAAUUAAGAUAUUAGCCUUUGUGUUUAGGGAAGUUUUUCGGUUAUUUUUUGGAAGAAACUCUAAGAAUCAGAAUAAGGACGGGAGCGAACAGAAGAAAAAUCAGUAGAUAUUAAUUCGGACGUCUGUAGUUAAAGAAUAUUUUUUCAAUAAAUUCUGUUGCCUACCAACAGAGAAGUUUU
Molecule: messenger RNA, 1725 nt
Organism: Hermetia illucens (black soldier fly)
Lineage: Eukaryota; Metazoa; Arthropoda; Insecta; Diptera; Stratiomyidae
Product: UDP-glycosyltransferase UGT5-like
Exons: 4
Coding region: 69-1652 (527 amino acids)
Molecular function (GO): UDP-glycosyltransferase activity
Source: RefSeq, a predicted model, not a curated record